AUGUCACAAGUCUCGGCAGGAGCAGCCGGACUACUCCAGAGACAGCUGAAGGCAAUGCAGCAGGCAAAAGACCUCCCCGGGAUAUCUUGUGGACUGGUGGACGACAACGUGUUUGAGUGGGAGGUGAUGCUGAUGAUUAGUGACGAUUGCAAGUACUACGGCGGAGGUAACUUCCGCUGUCACUUGUCCUUCCCAACGUCCUACCCACACAUGCCGCCAAGCCUCACAUUCAAGGACCCCAUCCCCUUCCACCCGAACAUUUACCCCAACGGCGUCUUGUGCAUCUCGAUCCUGCACCCGCCAGAGGAGGACCAAUAUGGCUUUGAGAGCGCGGCGGAGAGAUGGAGUCCGGUGCAGACGCCGGAGACGAUAUUAUUGAGUGUUAUCAGUCUUCUGCAUAGUCCUAAUGACGAGAGUCCGGCAAAUGUGGAAGCGGCGAAAUUGUGGAGGGAAGAGAAGAGUGGCGGCAAGGAAUUUAAGAGGAGGUGUCGGAAGGUGGUGAGGGAAAGUUUGGGCGAGGAUUGA
This is a messenger RNA of Lachnellula hyalina, 525 nucleotides long. RefSeq names its product Ubiquitin-conjugating enzyme E2 (gene ubc15). Bases 1 to 525 code for a protein of 174 amino acids. Gene Ontology annotation, cellular component: cytosol; endoplasmic reticulum. The transcript is spliced from 2 exons. NCBI's taxonomy places the organism in Eukaryota, Fungi, Ascomycota, Leotiomycetes, Helotiales, Lachnaceae. The record is from RefSeq and is a predicted model, not a curated record.